AUGGCAGCAAUAAUGAGGAUUUCAAAACUUGCAGUGGUUAUGCUCCUCUUGUGCUUUUUUUCUAUGUUACUAGUGCUUGGCCAGAACAAACUAGACAGUGACACAACUUUGAGAGUGCUUUUGGAAGUGAAGAAGUCUUUUGUGCAAGACCCACAUAAUGUUUUGAGUGAUUGGUCAGAGAACAACAUAGACUACUGUAGUUGGAGAGGGGUGUCAUGUGGAUUGAACUCAAACUCAAUCUCAAACACUUUGGAUGAUGACUCGGUGCAAGUGGUGGGCCUUAACCUUUCUGACUCGUCACUCACCGGGUCAAUAUCACCUUCACUCGGUCAAUUGCAAAACCUGCUCCACCUUGAUCUCUCAUCCAACAACCUCAAUGGUCCCAUUCCACCUAAUCUCUCUAAUCUCAUUUCAUUGGAAUCUUUGCUUCUCUUCUCUAACAAACUCACUGGUCACAUUCCCACUGAGCUUGGCUCGCUCUCGAGUCUCCGAGUCAUGCGACUCGGUGACAAUGCACUAACGGGUAUGAUUCCCGCGUCUCUUGGAAACCUGCUUAACCUUGUCAACCUUGGUUUGGCUUCCUGUGGACUCGCUGGGUCGAUUCCUCCUCAACUCGGUCAACUCAGUCUCUUGGAGAAUCUGAUCCUGCAGGACAACGAGUUGAUGGGACCGAUUCCGACCGAGUUGGGGAACUGCUCAAGCCUCACCAUUUUCACUGCUGCUAACAACAAACUCAAUGGCUCAAUUCCUAGCGAACUGGGUCGACUCCAGAAUCUACAAAUUCUCAACCUUGCCAACAACAAUCUAUCAGGGGAGAUUCCGAGUCAACUCGGUGAUAUGAGUGAACUCGUUUACCUGAAUUUCAUGGGGAACCAACUUGAGGGUGGUAUUCCACCGUCUCUGGCUCAACUGGGUAAUCUUCAAAAUCUGGACUUGUCCAUGAACAAGCUCAGUGGGGGAAUUCCAGAGGAGUUGGGGAACAUGGGUCAACUACUUUACAUGGUUCUGUCUGGUAACAACCUUAAUGGUGUCAUCCCAAGAACCAUAUGUUCCAAUACAACAAGUUUGGAACACUUGAUGAUAUCACAAAGUGGAAUUCAUGGUGAGAUCCCAGCUGAGCUGAAUCAGUGUCAAUCACUGAAACAACUUGAUUUGUCCAACAAUUCAAUCAACGGAUCCAUACCUCUUGAGCUUUAUGGUUUGGUGGGGUUAACUGAUCUCUUGCUUAACAACAACAGUUUGGUUGGUUCCAUCUCUCCCUUCAUAGGGAACCUCAGUAACUUGCAGACACUUGCUUUGUUUCACAACAGUUUGCAGGGUGUUCUGCCCAGAGAGAUUGGAAUGCUUGGCAAGUUGGAAAUUUUAUAUCUUUAUGAUAAUCAACUAUCAGGGUUUAUACCUAUGGAGAUUGGUAAUUGUUCUAGCUUGCAAAUGAUUGAUUUCUUUGGGAACCGUUUCAGUGGGGAUAUUCCUAUCACUAUUGGAAGGCUGAAAGAGUUGAAUUUCCUUCACCUUAGGCAGAAUGAGCUUGUGGGUGACAUUCCUGCCACAUUGGGUAACUGUCAGAAAUUGAACAUCCUGGAUUUGGCUGAUAAUCAGCUCUCAGGUGCAAUUCCUGCAACAUUUGGAUUGCUCAAGGCAUUGCAGCAGCUCAUGCUCUACAACAAUUCUCUUGAAGGUAACCUUCCUCACCAGCUGAUAAAUGUAGCAAAUUUGACCAGAGUGAAUCUUUCAAAGAACAGAUUGAAUGGUACUGUAGCUGUACUGUGUAGCUCUAGAUCGUUUCUUUCUUUUGAUGUUACCAACAAUGAGUUUGACAGCGAAAUUCCGCCCCAACUGGGAAACUCCCCCUCCCUUGAGAGGCUGAGAUUAGGUGACAAUAAAUUUUCUGGUGAAAUUCCAAGGACAUUGGCAAAAAUCCGUGACCUGUCAUUGCUAGAUCUCUCAGGAAAUUCACUCACUGGACCAAUACCAGCUGAGCUUUCUUUGUGCAAUAAACUUACUUACAUUGAUUUAGACAGAAAUCUUCUUUCUGGACAAAUUCCAUCAUGGCUUGGAAAUUUGCCUCUGUUGGGAGAGCUUAAGCUCUCUUUCAAUAAUUUCUCCGGACCUCUUCCAUUUGGCCUAUUCAAAUGUUCCAAGUUGCUAGUUCUCUCUCUAAAUGACAACUCUCUCAAUGGAAGUCUACCAGCUGGUAUUGGUGAUCUUGCAUACCUUAAUGUCCUUAGGCUUGAUCAUAAUAAGUUCUCUGGACCAGUCCCUCCUGAGAUAGGUAAGUUGAGCAAGCUUUAUGAGCUCCAGCUCUCCAGAAAUAGCUUUAAUGGUGAGAUGCCAACUGAGAUUGGUAAACUUCAAAAUCUCCAAAUCAUUUUAGACCUUAGUUACAAUAAUCUCUCAGGUCAUAUCCCACCUUCUCUUGGGACUUUGUCAAAAUUAGAAGUACUUGACCUUUCCCACAAUCAACUCACGGGAGAAGUCCCUCCACAAGUUGGUGAAAUGAGCAGCUUGGGAAAGCUUGAUCUCUCAUACAACAACCUUCAAGGAAAAUUGGACAAGCAGUUCUCCCGCUGGAGAAAUGAGGCAUUUGAAGGGAACCUACAUCUUUGUGGAAGCCCUCUUAAGCGCUGCUACAAUGAUGCUGCUACUGGCAGUGAGCACUCAGGCCUAAGUGAAUCAUCAACAGUGAUAAUCUCUGCCAUUUCAACUUUAGCUGCAAUUGCAUUAUUCGUAUUUGCAGUGAGAAUCUUCUUCAAAAACAAGCAAGAGUUUUUCAGGAAAGGCAGUGAAAUGAAUUAUGUUUACUCUUCUUCUUCAUCACAAGCACAGAGAAGACCGCUUUUCCAACUAAAUGCUGCUGGAAAGAGAGACUUCAGGUGGGAAGAUAUCAUGGAUGCCACCAACAAUCUAAGUGAUGACUUCAUGAUUGGUUCAGGAGGUUCAGGGACGAUCUACAAAGCUGAAUUGGCCACUGGAGAGACAGUGGCUGUCAAGAAGAUUUCUUCAAAAGAUGAAUUUCUGUUAAACAGAAGCUUCAUAAGAGAAGUGAAGACUCUAGGGAGGAUUAGGCAUAGACAUCUGGUGAAGCUAAUAGGUUAUUGUAGCAAUAGAAACAAAGGAGCAGGUUGGAAUCUGUUGAUAUAUGAGUACAUGGAGAAUGGAAGUGUAUGGGAUUGGCUUCAUGGGAAACCAACCAAGGAUGUCAAAGUAAAGAGGAGCCUUGAUUGGGAGACAAGGUUCAAAAUUGCUGUUGGAUUAGCUCAAGGAGUGGAGUACAUCCAUCACGAUUGUGUGCCAAAGAUCAUUCACAGGGACAUCAAACCCAGCAACAUAUUGCUAGAUUCCAAAAUGGAGGCACACUUGGGAGAUUUUGGACUGGCAAAAGCACUCAUUGAGAAUUAUGACUCCAAUACUGAGUCUAGUUCUUGGUUUGCUGGGUCCUAUGGCUACAUGGCUCCAGAAUAUGCAUACUCCCUACAGGCAACAGAAAAAAGUGAUGUUUACAGCAUGGGAAUUGUGCUUAUGGAACUUGUUAGUGGUAAAAUGCCAACAAAUGAAAUGUUUGGAGCAGAGAUGGGCAUGGUGAGAUGGGUGGAGUCGCACAUUGAUAUGCAUGGCUCUGCCAGAGAGGAAUUGAUAGAUCCUGAGCUAAAACCUCUUUUACAUGGACAAGAGUUGGCUGCAUUCCAAGUGCUUGAGAUAGCCUUACAGUGUACAAAAACUACACCACAGGAGAGGCCAUCUUCAAGGAAAGUAUGCGAUCUUCUCCUCCAUGUAUUCAACAACAGAAUGGUGGACUUCCAGAAGAUGAAUUUGGCUCAUGGCAAGUGAAUUUAU
Molecule: messenger RNA, 3834 nt
Organism: Gastrolobium bilobum
Lineage: Eukaryota; Viridiplantae; Streptophyta; Magnoliopsida; Fabales; Fabaceae
Product: LRR receptor-like serine/threonine-protein kinase GSO1
Exons: 2
Coding region: 1-3828 (1275 amino acids)
Biological process (GO): protein phosphorylation
Molecular function (GO): protein kinase activity; protein binding; ATP binding
Source: RefSeq, a predicted model, not a curated record